AUGCAACUCCCAGGGCAUGUCUGGUGGCGCACUCAGCAGGCGGGAGGCGCGCGUCUGCCUGACUGCUGCGCUCCCCCCCUUCUCUUCCGUUCACCCCAAUCCCGCUUCCCCCCAUCUUCCCCCAUCCCCCUUCCCUUCCCGCAUCCUCCUUCCCUUUCCCCAUCCUCCUCCCUUUACCCCAUCCCCCUUCCCUUCCCGCAUUCCCCUUUCCCUUUCCCCACCCCCCUUCCCUUCCCCCAUCCCCCUUCUCUUUCCCCAUCCCCCUUCCCUUCCCCCAUCCCCCUUCCCUUCCCCCGUCCCCCUUCCCUUCUCGCAUCCCCUUUCCCUAUCCCCGUCCGCCUUCCCUUUCCCCAUCCCCUUUUCCCUUCCCCACACCCUCCUUUCCCUUCCUGCAUCCCCCAUUCCCCCUAUCCCUCAUCCCUUCCACCUUUUUGCCCCGCUUUCACACACUAUGCCGCCAAUCAAUCACUUUCCCCCUUCCUCCCUGCCUUCUUUCUUUCCCCAUGCCAUGACUCCCCUCGGGUUCCUCCCAUGGCUCCCCUCGGUUUCCUUUCGUCCCUCACCUCGCUUUCCUCCCAUGCCUCCCCUCGCUUUCCUCCCAUGCCUCCCCUCGCUUUCCUCCCAUGCCUCGCCUCACCUCUGUUUCUCCACUUGUCUCCCCUCGGCUUCCCCCCUUUCCCCCCACCUGUUGAUGUGCUUCUUCGGGGAGGGGGGAGCAAUCACAGCACAAGGAACAUGGAGAAGGUUCUUGGAAGGGGAGGAGGAGACGGGGGAGGGGAGAGAGGGAGGGAGGAGAGAGGGAAGGGGAGAGAGGGAAGGGGAGAGAGGGAAGGGGAGGGAAAAAACAGGUGUCAGGUGUCCCCGUAA
Molecule: messenger RNA, 867 nt
Organism: Closterium sp. NIES-65
Lineage: Eukaryota; Viridiplantae; Streptophyta; Zygnematophyceae; Desmidiales; Closteriaceae
Source: the annotation of a GenBank genome assembly